UCUUAACCACUGUGCCACCAGGGAAGUCCCCCCUUCGCUCUUCUGAGCCCCAGUUCUUCAUCUGCAGAAUGUGCCCACACUACCUCCUGUAUGGAACUGUUGAGGACUUAGUGAGAAGAUUUGCCCAAGAGCACAAAGUGUGUGGGCUGGGAUGGUGAGGUACGCUGUCCCUCUCUCAACACGCUAGGGCCCCACUGCUCUGUACCUUUAGCCCAGCCCCCCUCCACAGUUCAGAGCUGCCCUGGCCACCCAAGAAACACUCCUGUAUUGGCUGGAAACAGCCUGUGCUCGAGAAUCUUGUUCUCUAUGUCCUCCCAAUUCUAGAAUCCUACGGCUAUUCCAGACUGUGCGCUCCAGAACCAGAGGGGUGGGCUGCUCCUCCUGGGCAGUGUCCGCUUGCUCAAGCUGUACCAGCUGCCUUGAGUCUGUGCUGCCACCAGGAUGCGGUGGCGGGACCGCGUGGCCGUGCUCUUCUUCCCACAAGGCAUGAUUCUCACCAUGGCUGCUCUGAUGCUCUUCUUCAUACACCUGACCGUCUUCGCCAGCGACGUGCACAACUUCUGUAUCACCCACCACUAUGACCGCAUGAGCUUCCGCUACACAGUUGUCCUGAUGUUCUCCCAGGUGAUCGGCAUCUGCUGGGCCGCCAUGGGGUCACUCUACGCUGAGAUGACACAUGACAAGUUUCAUCGAUGCUUUUCCCUGACCGUCCUGAUGCUCAACGGAGCCAUGUUCUUCAACCGCCUGUCCCUGGAGUUUCUGGCCAUAGAGUACCGGGAAGAGAACCACUGAGGCUUGGGGCCCAGGCUGAGAAGGGGGAAGGAAAAGGCUGCUUCGGGUGUUUUAAUAAAGUCUGUCAUUUAUUUCCA
Delphinapterus leucas (beluga whale) is the source of this 869-nucleotide messenger RNA. RefSeq names its product catsper channel auxiliary subunit eta (gene CATSPERH). The record is from RefSeq and is a predicted model, not a curated record. NCBI's taxonomy places the organism in Eukaryota, Metazoa, Chordata, Mammalia, Artiodactyla, Monodontidae.